Messenger RNA from Metarhizium robertsii ARSEF 23, 1701 nucleotides. Its product is annotated as glycoside hydrolase family 79 protein. The transcript is spliced from 3 exons. Lineage: Eukaryota; Fungi; Ascomycota; Sordariomycetes; Hypocreales; Clavicipitaceae. The record is from RefSeq and is a predicted model, not a curated record. Bases 1 to 1701 code for a protein of 566 amino acids.
AUGAGUGGAAGCUAUAUCCUAGCGCUUCUAAGCGCAUUGACCCGUACAACUGCAGAAACGUACAACAUCCCGUCCAACCCAACUGUCUCGGGCCAACCUUUCGACAGCUUCGUCAGCUACUCUAUCGAAUUCUCGUCCUUUCCAGACUUUGCCGGCAACCACUCCCACCCCAACAAAUACUCAUACAACCUCAUCAACAACAUCCACGCCAUAUCCAACAACUACCCCGUCAUCCGCGUCGGCGGCAACACCCAGGACUUUGCCCUCUACAACGCCUCGCAGCCCACGUCCCUCGUUGGCGUCGUUGACCCCGACAAGUCCCCUGAUUACCCUACCACCAUCACCAUCGGCAAGUCCUACUUCGAGAGCUACAGGACAUGGCCGGGCGUCAGGUUUUCCCACGGCUUCAACAUGGGACUCGGCGGGAAGACUGCCAGGGGACGUGAGACUCUGGUUGAUACCGCGCCAUUGGCGUGCGAGGCCCUGCGGCACGGCAACCUCUACACGUGGGAGUACAGCAACGAGCCCGACUUAUUUACGUCUGGGACGUAUGCGCCACGGCCGAAGGGGUGGAACGAGACGGACAUGGUGGCCGAGUGGCUAGCCGGAACAGACGAGAUCAGGAAUCAAGUCAAGAAGCAGUGUCCAGAAACCCAAGUGAGCUUCAUAGCGCCGUCGAAUGCCGGCGUGAGCAAUGCCCUAAAGGCAAGCAAGAUGUGGGCAGCUGGGCUGAAUAAACGCGGCGACAUCGCCAUGUUUUCCACGCACAAGUACGUCUCCCCCCCAUUCUACCCCCAGUACUCGUACAACUUUCCCAUUCCCCGUCAAUUCCUGGUCGAUACUGACGGGCACGGGGGGAACAGCUACAUCGACGGCGCCAAGGUGCCCGGGGUAACGCUCCAAGGCACACUCAUGAACCACACGCGCACCAAGCUCUCCGUCAACAACCACGUCGCCGAGUACAACUCCAUCUUCCGCGCCGCCGGGUCGCCGCCGCCCCUCAUAUUCGGCGAAACCAACUCCCUCUACAACCAGGGACGGCCGGGGCUCUCCAACACAUUCGGCGCCGCCCUGUGGUGCGUCGACUUCAACAUGUACUCGGCCGCCGUGGGAUUCAAACGAGUCCACAUGCACCAGGGCACCAACUACCGCUACCAGGCCUGGCAGCCCGUCGCCACCGACCUCGCCGCCAUCGGCACCAAAGCGCCCUACUAUGCGUCCAUAACGGCCGCCCACAUGACGCGCCGCGCCGCCCGCGCCCCCGUUUCCAUUUCCCACGUCCCGCUGUCCUCGGACGCCGCCGAGUCCGCGUACGCGGCGCACUGCGCCUCCCGCAGCGGAGAGAAACACCUCGCCCGGCUGAUGGUGGUCAAUAUGCACGGGUACAAUACUACCGUUGGCGGGGCGGGAUUGGAACCGCUCCCCAGCCCGCCGCCGAGGACGGUCCGCAAGUACAAGUUUCGUGUGGAAGGGGUGAGGGACGGUGUGCGCGCCAGUGUGCACCGGCUGAUGGCGAAUGGGAGCGACGCCAUUACGGGCAUCACGUACGACGGCUGGAGCUACAAUUAUGACUUGGACGAGGGCAGGGGCGUCAGGUUGACAAAUGUCACGGUUGGCGAGACGAUUGUAGUCGAGGGCGGAGAGGUGGUGGUCCAUGUGGCGGACUCGUCGGCCGUUAUUUUGAGUUUUGGAAAGGAUUGA